AUGAAUAGUGGAGUUUGUAUCUCGGAUCCAAAUUUUGGUGAUUAUUAUGGACGGAUAAAAGAGAUAAUACAAGUGGAAUACCGUGAAGCACCUUUAAAGCAAAUUGUAUUAUUCAAAUAUGAAUGGUUUGACCCAACUAUGGAUGUUGGUGUUAAAAGGCACAAUCAGUACAAAUUGGUUGAUAUUAACCAUCGUCGUCGAUAUAAAAAAUAUGAACCUUUUAUUCUUGCAAUGCAAGCAACACAAGUGUGUUAUGUACCUUAUCCUAGCAAGAAAAAGGACAAGGAUGAUUGGGCAGCUGUACUGAAGGUCAAACCUCGAAAUGUUAUGGAAUUGCCUAAUGAGGAAGUGGCAACAAUUUCAGAAGUAAAUGUUCCAUUUCAAGUUGAAGAAGUUGAAGUCCACGAGAUAGAUAUGACUGUUUUCAUUGAUGAAAACAUACUCUUAAAUGAUCCAAAUGGAGAUGUAAUUGAAAUGGAUGAACCCAUUAAUGAUGGAUUAUUGCAAGAGAAUCAUGAAAUCCACAUAGAAUCCACAGAAGAAGAGUAUGAAACUGAGGAGAAUGAGGAUGAAGAAGAGGAAGAGUUUGAAGAAGACAUUCAUGAUCCCUUUACUCUUGUUACUCUUGUUAUAGAUAACUAUGUUACUCUUGUUACUCUUGUAUUUCCAGGUAUGGCUCAAGGAAGAGGUCGUGGAAAAUCCUCAGGUAGGAGUAAUCCUGCUAUUCGUGUAAGCAUGCCAACUAUUCCCAAGCCCACUAUAGUUUCUCCUCAGCAAGGUGGUACCCCAACCAAUACGUCAACUCAAAGUAUCAACCCAAUCAUCUCUGAGACACCUCCAGCUACAUCAAAUCAGAGUAACCUAAUAGGUAUGGCUCGAGGAAGAGGUCGUGGAAAAUCCUCAGGUAGGAGUAAUCCUGCUAUUCGCGUAAGCAUGCCAACUAUUCCCAAGCCUACUAUAGUUUCUCCUCAGCAAGGUGGUACCCCAACCAAUAUGUCAACUCAAAGUAUCAGCCCAACUAUCUCUGAGACCCCUCCAGCUACAUCAAAUCAGAGUAACCUAAUAGGUCAACAUUUUUCUACUCAGAGCAACUCAACAGGUCAUACCAGUAGAGUUGCUGAAUGUGAAUCCAACAGUAGCCAUACAAGGACCCUUGUCUUUCUAACUUCUGCAGGGCUGGAACCUUCUCAAAUAUGCUCUAGUUUCAUAUCCAAGUCUUUCAAAAGUGAUGUUGAUCCCAAUGGAAUCAACUGGAAAGGUGUCUCAACUGAUGUAAGAAAUGGUUAUUUUGGAGAAUUCAAGAAAAAAUUUUACUGGGAUGUUUCCAUUAGUGAAAACGAAGUGAAAAGACACUGGAUGGUUAAGGCAGCACUGAAAUACAGGAAUUUCAUUUCUAAAAUAAAAAAGGAAAGAGUUAGGCCAGGUUAUGUACCAGAAAAUGUCUGGGAAAGAUGGAUGCAACUUUGGGGAAGUGAAAAGUGUAUAAAAAAGUCAGAAAUUAAUUCAAAAAAUCGUCGUGGCGGCCAUGAAACUGUUGUUGAGACUCACACAGGCGGCUCUAUUUCAAUUGGAGAACAUCGCAGGAAACUUGCUAUUGAAAAUGGUCGAGAUCCAACACCAAUUGAAUUACAUUUGCAUGUUCAUACACAUGGUCAUGAUGGAAAAUCAUUUGUUGGUGAGCGUUCUCGAAUUGUCCAUGAAAAAUAUGAAGAAAUAUUACGAAAUAACACAGUGUCUCAAACUGAUAUUGAUCAACGUGAAGCAUAUUACCAAGCUGCGGGGGGAGAAAAGAAAAGAAGAAUAUACGGUCUUGGAUCUGAAGCAAAAAAUUACUAUGGGCAGAAUCUUUGUGGCUCAUCAUCAUUACCACCUCCAUUUUCUCAAUCAACAUCGAUAACAAAUAUGGACGAAUUUAUAAAGCAAAUGAUGCCUGCACUAACUAGUCAUCUUGGUCCUAUUAUUGUUGGGCAGGUGCAAGCAUCGAUUACUCCAUCUGGGAAUCCAUCGAUUGUGACACCCAUAGUGCCUCCUGCUACUAAUGUGGACGAGGUUGAUCCCUCAAUUUCAAGCGAUGAUCGUAUCCCUUAG
Solanum stenotomum is the source of this 2088-nucleotide messenger RNA. RefSeq lists its product as uncharacterized. NCBI's taxonomy places the organism in Eukaryota, Viridiplantae, Streptophyta, Magnoliopsida, Solanales, Solanaceae. The record is from RefSeq and is a predicted model, not a curated record. The coding region runs from base 1 to 2088 and encodes 695 amino acids. The transcript has 8 exons.